UCCUCACUUCCUGAGCGGCUGCCAUCGCUGCUGCUGAGUGAGGGAGAGGAAGAGAGAGGGAAGGAAGGAAGAGAAAGGUGAGGAGGAAGAAGAGGAAGAGACAGAGGGAGACACGCAGCAGAGGAGAAGGAGGAAAGUUGGAGCUGCCUGUGGAGGAAGCCGCCGUGAAGAGGAGGCUCCGCAGCGGGAGCAAGGCAGCUGAGCAGCGGGGCUAUGGCUCAGUCGGCAGCUAACGGUGUGGUCCAGGAUCUGGCCAGUAAGAGGCUGCACUCCAGGAUGGAGGCCUCUUGCUUGGAGUUGGCCUUGGAAGGAGAGCGGCUGUGCAAGGCUGGAGACUUUAAAGGCGGGACAGCGUUCUUCGAGGCAGCUGUUCAGGUCGGCACAGAAGACCUGAAGACCCUCAGUGCCAUCUACAGCCAGCUGGGCAAUGCUUACUUCUACCUCAAGGAGUAUGGCAAAGCCCUGGAGUACCACAGACAUGACCUGACCUUGGCCAGAACAAUAGGAGACAGGAUCGGAGAAGGCAAAGCCAGUGGGAACCUCGGGAACACGUUGAAAGUGUUGGGGCGCUACGAUGAGGCUGUUGUUUGCUGUCAGAGACAUUUGGAUAUUUCUCAAGAGCAGGGGGACAAGGUUGGAGAAGCCCGAGCUCUCUACAACAUAGGAAAUGUGUUUCAUGCAAAGGGCAAACAGCAGUUAUGGGGCUGCACCCAGGAACCGGGGGACCUGCCUGCUGAAGUCAGAGACACACUGCAAAGGGCCACUGGAUUUUAUGAGAUGAACUUGUGUCUGGUGAAGGAACUUGGAGACCGAGCUGCUCAGGGGAGGGCCUACGGGAACCUGGGAAACACCCACUACCUGCUGGGGAACUUUGUCGAAGCGAUCAAGUUCCAUCGGCAGCGAUUAUCCAUUGCCAAAGAAUUUGGGGACAAGGCAGCAGAGCGGCGGGCGUACAGUAACCUGGGCAAUGCCCUGAUCUUCCUGGGCCAGUUCAACACAGCCACUGAAUACUACAGGAAAACUUUGCAGCUGUCCAGGCAGCUGAGGGACCAGGUGAUGGAGGCUCAGGCCUGCUACAGCCUGGGAAACACCUACACUCUUCUGCAGGAGUAUGAGAAGGCCAUAGACUACCACCUGAAACACCUGUAUAUCGCCCAGGAGCUGACGGACAGGGUCGGUGAAGGCCGUGCCUGCUGGAGUCUGGGAAAUGCAUACGUGUCUUUAGCGAACCACAAACAAGCUCUUCACUAUGCACGAAAGCACCUGGACAUCUCGAAGGAGAUUGGAGACAGGAAUGGGGAACUGACAGCCAGGAUGAACGUGGAGCAGCUGAUGGAGGUUCUGGGCGUCAAUGAGAGCGACCUCUCGCCCUCCAGCUCCGAGUUUGAGAUGCAAGGAGCAAGACCCAAAUUCACCAAGAGAAACAGCAUGGACAGUGUAGAGCUGUGGAAGUACUCGUCAGACAAGAACGGUGAGAACCACGACUUGGAGAGUAUACCCAGGAGAUCCAAGAGUCAGCUGUCACAGCCCGGCAAAAGGAAAGGCUACCCCGACAGUCAGUCGUCGGACGAAAGGCCGUGGUUCGACUCUCCGCUAGACUCUGACGACAUCACUGUGCAAGUUCCGCCUCCGGUGCCAAAGUUGGGCCGUGACCCCUCCGAUGAAGACUGCUUCUUUGACCUCCUCAGCAAGUUCCAGAGCAGCCGCAUGGACGACCAGCGCUGCCACCUUGAUGAGGCACAGAACGGCGAGGAUGCUGGGAACGCCGUGCUGAACGACAUGAUCGAUCCUGCAUUCACCACCUCCCCCCAGACUGAGGAGCUGUUCGAUUUGAUCGCCAGCUCCCAGAGCCGCCGCCUCGAUGACCAGCGUGUAAAUGUUGGUAACCUCCCGGGCCUGAGGAUUACCCACAACAACCUGGGACACCUGGUGGGCGAGGGAGAUCAUCAAGAGCCCAGCGACGACUUCUUCAACAUGCUUAUCAAGUGCCAGUCCUCCAGGAUUGAUGACCAGCGUUGCUCCGCGCCAGAAGCCGGCCCCCACGCGCCCACGGUGCCCGACGAAGACUUCUUCAGUCUGAUCCAGAGGGUGCAGGCCAAGCGGAUGGACGAGCAGCGCGUCCACCUGCCCUCAGAGGACCAGGACGACCCGGAGUCCCCUGAUCCGGAGCCGCCUGGCGGGUUUGCCAGCUAGGACUCGGUGAAUAACUCUAUACAACUCUAUGUCGAAGAAAGUAAAAAAAUAAUAAAAAUAAAAGCGGGAGAAAAAACGCAAAGAAGGACAGGCCGACAUUCAACACCCAAGGCUGAACUAACACGUUUUUUUUUUAACAACAAGACAAAAUUCCAUGUGCAAUAGGCGGUAACCUAUGAAAUGUUGCUCAGUGUGUUAUGCUCUAAAUGUGUGUAAAUAUAAGCAGAGAGACAACAACGAUGCGAGGUGGUUGAGGGAUGAACACAACACAAGGUUAAGUUUGAAAUGUGCAAAUGUGUCUUCAAUCUAAUGCCUUAAUCAGCAUUCUUCAGACUCACGAUUGUAUUCACUGGUGUAAGCUGUGGUUUUUAGAAGCCCAUGACGGACAUGCAGUAUCUUAUCAAGUCGUGGAAAUCACAGAGAAUCAGCUGAGCCGAUUUUAGGGAAAUUUCGAGGAAAAAAUGUAGAUUUGCACUGAAACAUGAGGAUUUCUAACAAAUUGUGUCAAUUCCAUCCCUCAGAUCAAUGCUGCUUUUAUCAUUUCAUUUGUCCGGUUCCCAGUGCUCCCAGAGAACUAGUGUUAUUUGAGCAGUAACAGUAUUAAACUUGGCCUCCCAGUGUUAAAACAAACUGUUUCUCUAAGCGUGAACAGGAUCGAUAAGCGACAUUUCACUUCCGCCAACAAAGUCAAGACGGACUCGAUUAAGAUCCACGUCGAUGUUCAUGAUGUGAAUUCAUGCAUUUUUUUUUUUUAAUGCAUCAGCCUCUUCACACAGUAUGCAGUAACCAAGGUUACUGGCCAAAUGAUUGAAAGAAGCUGCUUAUUUCAUAGAUUUUAAGAUUUAGAGUUGUGCGAUAAUUCAACAUCCGGUUCGUAUCUCUACUUGUUUAAAACAAAAAAGUGAUGUCCCAACUGUUCUGAACAUCUGAUAACAGACUACUACUUACUGCCAUUGUUAUUAUUUCAGCAUUUACUAACAUAGAAACAAAAGCUGAUGCAAAAGGUGGGUGCUAAUGCCAUGAACAUUAUUGAGUUCUCGUUUGUGGUGCUGGCACAGUGCCCCCCUGUGGUCUGAAUGUUGUAUUACCUCUGUUGAGCUACAGAGUGUUGGGGAAGAAGGACAUUUCCUUUCCUGAAUGUUUGCAGGGCCGCACUUUAACGCAUAUAUUCUGCUCCAGGUACGACAACUGUGAAAACUUCCAUCUGGUUUCAGCUGCAAGGUUUUGCAAACUUCUACCUUGUAACUUAGUAACAUAGGCAAAAUGAGGUAGUCCAUUUUCCUUUCUAUCCAUUUGUUGUUAUGAAAGCAAGUGACGUGAAAACUGCAUAGCAUUUUUAAAAUGUAAUGUACAGAGCAAAAAAAAUUAAUCUUUUUACCCAGAGUUAGUGCUUACCUCAUUUUUGUACCUCAAUCCUUUUAGGGUUGCUGAGUUCUGAACCAGAACGCAUCACUUGAUUCACCUCUCUUUGAUAAACAACACAUUGGGAGAUACAUUUAAUAUGUCCUCCUUUCUGUUUUUUGUGAAUUAACAUUUUUAGAAAGUACUCGGUACGCUUCUGUUUGUCUUUGCCAUCAUUUGUAUAUAUAAAUAUAUUUUGUAUUUAUGUUCUUUUUCGAGGACGUGAAUAUGUCCUUUCAUGCUUUUAAUAAAAUGUUACAGAUGU
This is a messenger RNA of Platichthys flesus (European flounder), 3859 nucleotides long. It is a transcript of the gene gpsm1b, whose product is annotated as G protein signaling modulator 1b. The record is from RefSeq and is a predicted model, not a curated record. The transcript is spliced from 14 exons. Gene Ontology annotation, molecular function: protein binding; GTPase regulator activity. NCBI's taxonomy places the organism in Eukaryota, Metazoa, Chordata, Actinopteri, Pleuronectiformes, Pleuronectidae. Bases 214 to 2193 code for a protein of 659 amino acids.